Thermothielavioides terrestris NRRL 8126 is the source of this 795-nucleotide messenger RNA. RefSeq lists its product as uncharacterized. Bases 1 to 795 code for a protein of 264 amino acids. Gene Ontology annotation, cellular component: cytoplasmic exosome (RNase complex); nucleolus; nuclear exosome (RNase complex). The record is from RefSeq and is a predicted model, not a curated record. The transcript is spliced from 2 exons. Gene Ontology annotation, biological process: poly(A)-dependent snoRNA 3'-end processing; rRNA catabolic process; U4 snRNA 3'-end processing. Lineage: Eukaryota; Fungi; Ascomycota; Sordariomycetes; Sordariales; Chaetomiaceae.
AUGCCGCUCGACACAUCAACAUACAAUCUCGCCCUGCUCCGCGUCGACGGGCGGCGAUGGAACGAGCUGCGGCGCGUCCACGCCCAGAUCCGCACGCAGGCGGCCGCCGACGGCUCCAGCUACCUUGAGAUGGGCCACACCAAGGUGAUGUGCGUGGUGACCGGUCCUAGCGAGCCCGGUCCGCGCCGCGGCGGCAUUGGAGGCGGUGGAGCCGGGGGUGGCGGAAGCGGCGCGGGGGGCGGGCAGUCGAAGGAGGCCGAAGUCGUCGUGAGCAUCGUAAUUGCCGGUUUCAGCUCCGUGGACCGCAAGCGGCGGGGCAGAGGGGACAACCUGCACACGCACCUGUUCCCGCACAGCCAAAUCACCGUGUCGCUGCACGUGCUGUCGCAGGACGGCUCGCUGCUGGCGGCGCUGAUCAACGCGGCGACGCUGGCGUGCGUCGACGCGGGGAUCCCCAUGACCGACUACGUGGCCGCGUGCACGGCCGGGUCGACGUCGACGUACGCGGCCAACGACGAGGGCGCGGACCCGCUGCUGGACCUGAACCACCAGGAGGAGCAGGAGCUGCCCGGGCUGACGGUGGCGACGCUGGGCGCCAGCGACCGCGUGGCGGUGCUGGUGUGCGAGAGCCGAGUGCAGGUGAGCCGGCUGGAGGGCAUGCUCGCCGUCGGCGUGGACGGGUGCAAGCAGGUGCGGGAGAUUCUGGACCGGGUGGUGCGGGAGAAGGGCCGCCGGAUGAUACAGGAGGGGACGGUGGAGAAGGGGGUUGGGCUAAACGACAUGGACAUCGACUGA